This is a messenger RNA of Vitis vinifera (wine grape), 608 nucleotides long. RefSeq lists its product as uncharacterized. Bases 39 to 416 code for a protein of 125 amino acids. The record is from RefSeq and is a predicted model, not a curated record. Gene Ontology annotation, biological process: nucleoside triphosphate catabolic process. Lineage: Eukaryota; Viridiplantae; Streptophyta; Magnoliopsida; Vitales; Vitaceae. The transcript is spliced from 2 exons. Gene Ontology annotation, molecular function: nucleoside triphosphate diphosphatase activity.
AUCAUUCGUAGUUGUCAUUUAGACUUGCGUGUGAGAAGAUGACUGGGAUUUCUGAGGGAGAGAGCGUGAGCCUUGACCUUCUCAAGAAGAAAAUGGCGGAGUUCGCCAAGGAGAGGGACUGGGAUCAGUUUCACAGCCCAAGGAACCUCCUCUUGGCUCUGGUGGGGGAAGUAGGGGAGCUGUCAGAGAUAUUUCAGUGGAGAGGAGAGGUGCCAAAGGGGCUGCCGGACUGGAAAGAAGAGGAGAAGCAGCACUUGGGGGAAGAGCUCUCGGAUGUUCUUCUAUACCUUGUGAGGCUCUCUGAUAUCUGUGGCAUUGAUCUUGGAAAAGCUGCACUUCGCAAGGUCGAUCUCAAUGCCAUCAAGUACCCAGUUUCUAAAACCAAUCUCAAUAAUGAAGGCUCUCAGAGCCAUUGAUGGAUAUUCUCGUCUGGGAAUAUGUCUGCACUGUUCUCUUUAGGGUUCUUUGUACUAUUAAAGCUUUUGGAUUUUCAUUGCAUGGAGACUAGUAUGGCUGGCUGCUUUUUUUGCAUUUAUUUGUCACUGUUUUUGCUUGUUAAAGAAUCCUUCUGACAGAUGUGUGAUAUGGGGGUGAUUUUAUUUGGUUUC